Molecule: messenger RNA, 1700 nt
Organism: Haliotis rubra (blacklip abalone)
Lineage: Eukaryota; Metazoa; Mollusca; Gastropoda; Lepetellida; Haliotidae
Exons: 6
Coding region: 141-1007 (288 amino acids)
Source: RefSeq, a predicted model, not a curated record
CAGUACUGACAAGCUGUGAGUAUUCUCAGGUCGAAAUGCUUGGCGGGUUUAAUUUCUGUUUUCCAAUCGGAUUUGGCUUUACAGAAAACGGAUUUUAUUUUAUUUGAAUGUGAAGAUAUCUGUGAUGUUGAUGUGAAACGAUGGGAUCUGGAUCUAGUAAAGAAAGGACAGGUGGGGUUGAUACGAGGGGAGGGAGCUCAAAACCAGUGACUGUUGCUAAUGUAAAUAACAACGUACCUGUUAAGUCCACGACGGGUCUUUCCAAAAGCGGAAUCAAUACGGACACCGGAACGACGACUCAAUCGCCGACGAAAUCCCCCGUCAAAGACUCCAGUGUUGACAAGACUACUACGGAACGUUCUCCAAGUAAAGCAGUUAAAACUGACUCUAAAACCUCCAAUAAAUUAGAAUGGAAUAGUGACUCCGACCUCGACGAUGAUGAUGAAUGGGACGACUUCCUUGGAACGACAACUUCAAAACCAGUGCCAAAAACAGACUCAAAGGUGUCCCACAGGGAACAAGAGCAGAACUCUGUUAACGAAAUCAAGUCCCAGGAACUGUAUCCCGAGACCUACGCACAGCGCCAUACGAGACAACAGUACACAUUCGGGCAGGAUAGGUUGAUUCGAGAGAAGACGAUCUACAGGAACCCAGACGAGUGGGUCGUAGACGAAGAGAAGGAAGAAGAAAAGGGAACAGUUGAGAUGACCAAGGGGUUUGAUGCCUCCAAGUUCCGGGCUGCAAACCAGGGGAAGCCAGUUCGAGAAAAGGACAUUUUCUCGACUCAAGAAGAAUUUGAGACACCUCGUUAUCUCCGGUCCAGUGAGCCAGUGGAACAACAACCGACUACUGUCAGCCAGAAGCCCACGCCGAAGGAGCUCCCAAAGUACAACAAGGAGGAGGAAGACCUGAUGGCCCAGUUGAUGAUGGAUGAUGGUGAUGAUGACUACGACUUCGGUGCCAUGAUUCAACACCAGGCCAUGCAUCCAGCCAACAUGAUGAACUGAGGCCUGAUCUGUCAACAAUCUAUCUGGCUGCAUUCAGUCAUAGAGUUUAUUGUAACAUAUAUACUUUCAAUAUGCUGAAGACAAUGUCCACUAGCAUUGUUCUGAAGACACCCCGGGAACAGAACAUGCAACUAUGGCAGCCAUUUUGAAUUUUCCAAAACAUACCAAACAUUUAUUGCAGUGCAUGGAGGAUAAGUUCCCAACAAAUGACUUGAACUGUUCUCAGUGUUUCAGCUGUGGAAUAUGUGAUGAAGUAAAACAUACUAGACCAAGGGUUGAUCUGAGAUUUGAAAUGCAGAUGACAAAUCUACAAUUACUACACAGUGUAUCACCCAUCCAGCCCCUGUUGAGAACCAAUUGGGUUCACUUGUUAGUUUUUACCUACUCAAUUUUCAAAAGAUGCUGUGAUAUGACAUUAUGUGUCUUGUUUUUCCAUCUAUUGAUGUAAGACUUCACUACAUCUAUUUCUUUUCUGUCAUCGUUUGUUUCUUAGCUGGGUCAGUUGGGCAAAUGAUAUUAUCAUUCUUGUAGGACAAGGGUCACGAGUCAUGAUCUUGAGUCAUUUGGGAUCACUUACAAAUACAUGAACUAAGGCCAAUGACUAAUAACUUAUAACAUUACAAAUGCCUCUUCAUUAAUCUCAAGUUCUCUUCUCAUGAUGUUGUGAUAAUAAAUGCAUACAUUACAUAAAUA